AUGGCUACAGUACCGCAAAAAGUGUUAGGAACGCAUAUUUCAAACAUAUACUUUUGGAUUUUAUUUACAAUACUCCACAUAAUUACUUGUUUUAUAUUAACCGCCCAACUUUAUUAUUUAGGAAAUUGGAAGUUCGAUAAGGGUAUGGUCAGAAGGAGGUUUCAAAUUAUUGCCAAUGAUUUCAGAUCGGGUCCUUUAAAUAUAUUGAAGCCUCUACAUCGAGGCAGAAUGGUACUUUUGAUACUAGGAAAUAUUGUAAAUUGGCUUCUGGCCGGUUAUGGAUUGUAUAAACACGAAAAAGAUUUCGCCUUGUACCUUUUGGCCAUUCUACUAUGCAAUACCAUGCUCUAUUUCCUAUUCUACUUAGUAAUGAAGGUACUUCAUAAAGAAAAAAUUAACGUGCAAACAAUUCUAUUUCUGACAUUGAUGCUAACAUGUGCCGUGUCAGCUAUGUAUUUCUUUAUACACAAGUCUAUCUCAUGGGAGCUGACACCAGCUCGAUCGAGAAGGUAUAACCAGGAGUGUAAAGUAUUUCAAUUUUACGAUUACCAUGACGUGUGGCAUUUUUUGAGUGCUACUGGUAUGUUUUUCACAUUUAUGGUGCUUCUUACUUUAGACGACGAUUUGUCGCACACUCACCGAUCCAAAAUUUCGGUUUUUUAAAAAUAAUUCUAACAUAAAUUGUUCACAAAGAAAGUGUAUUUUAUUGUGCAAAUAGCGCUCACAUGUUGUUUUUGUUUUUCUUCUAUUAUUGUUUUUAGAAUUCAAAAUUGCAGGACAGUUUAUGGAAAAAUAAUCUAUUUUUUUACAAUUCAGUUAAUCAUUUUUUUUUGUUUUUGUUAUUAUUUAUGUUAUUAUGUAUUAGCAGAGUAUGACAUUAAUGUAAUUUUUUAAAGUUGUGAUAAUAAUCAGUGUUGUUGACUUGAUAGAUUGUAAAAGUAUGUUUAUAUUUUCCGUUUUUCUAUAUAAAUAGCAAAUAAACCAUUUCAGUUCUUUAACCCGCAUUA
This is a messenger RNA of Agrilus planipennis (emerald ash borer), 1007 nucleotides long. Its product is annotated as SID1 transmembrane family member 2-like. The transcript has 6 exons. Lineage: Eukaryota; Metazoa; Arthropoda; Insecta; Coleoptera; Buprestidae. The coding region runs from base 1 to 663 and encodes 220 amino acids. Gene Ontology annotation, cellular component: membrane. The record is from RefSeq and is a predicted model, not a curated record.